GGACCCCCGUAGGAGUGGACACCAGCAACACAGAUCACAUGAACUACCUCAACGACAUGUGUGAAGAUUUCGAGAUCAAGAUGACAAGGAUGAUAGAAAAAUCACUGAAAAAAAAAGACAGCAAACAUUUUGGUAUCAAUGAAAAAAUGUAUAUAGAGAUUCUACAGCAUCUACAUUUCGCCAAUCAUAAAAGUCGAGUGUUCUGUGGACGAGCUGGUCUGCUGGAAACAGUCCGACAGAAAAUGAUGGCAACUCACACUGUUACUGAUGUUGAAGGUCAAAGUAAAGAGAACAGGGAAAAGGACACAGAUGAAAUGGAUACAUCUUCUGUUGUAUCUUUAUAUCAGUCAUUGGAUGGACAAAUUUCCAAGAAAGAUUUGGAUGAACUCAAACAGAUUCAAGCAGAACAUCAAGGAAUAAAAGAAAGAUUGAAGCAGCUGGGUAUAAUAUACAAUCACGCUGACCUUGACCUUGAUCACGAAAAUGACCCUAGCCGAAACCCAAAAGCUGAAAUGAUCCGCUUACCAGCGAUGAAAACCUAUUGUCGGCCAGUCACUAUUUAUGGCAGUUCGGGGUCAGGAAAAACAUCAGUGAUGGCAAAGAUAGCUGAACUUAGUAAAACAUGGUUUCCGAAUUCUGUUCAGAUCGUACGUUUUUUGGGAACUUCAGCCAAUUCGUCUUCUAUCCGUGACGUACUUCUGGGCAUCUGUCUACAGAUCUGGGUGUUGUACAAAGUGAAGCCCCCUCUGAACCUUGACCUGGAGAGUGAUUUCCACUUUCUCACUCAGUAUAUGUUAGCUCUGCUGUGGAGGAUUAAGACCAAGGACCGACCACUGGUUAUCCUUCUAGACUCUGUUGACCAGCUUCAGCUGACUGACCAUGCAAGUACCAUGCAUUGGCUGCCUCUCAAGGUGCCACCUGGUGUUCACAUUGUCGUGUCAGCCAUACCUCAACACAACAAUUGUUUGGAAAACCUCCGCUCUCUACUACCUUCACAUGACUGCAUGAUCCACGUUCCUUCUUUGUCACAAGAAACUUCAGAAAACAUGAUAAAAAAUGCUCUGAAAGAAAAAAGUCGUCGACUUACAAAGCUUCAGUGGCGCCAUCUGCUGGACAAGACUGCGAAGGUAGGCCAGCCACUUUACGUGAAGCUGUUGGCUGACCGGGCUGUAACGUGGAAAUCUUCUACUGCCAUGUCCAAAACAGCUGUUGGAAACAGCAUCAAGGAAGCCAUUGUUCGUCUCUUUGAAUCCAUUGAAAAAGAACACGGAGAAAUCAUUAUAACUCAUUUAUAUGGUUACCUGAGUGCUGCACGUGAUGGCUUAUCACUGUCGGAGCUCGAAGACAUUCUCUCCCUAGACGAUGAAGUUCUGCAAGACACGUUUUUGUACCAUCUACCUCCAGACCCAGAAAACAUCCGCUUCCCGUCGGCUGUCCUCACGCGGGCACUCUUCAGUGUACUAGACUACCUUGUUGAACGCAGGUCUGGUAUGACUUCUGUACUCUCCUGGUACCAUCGUCAGUUCACAGAGAUGGCAACAGAACGGUAUCUCUCGAAGGAUCGUGCUGUGAAGAUACAUGUAUUACUGGCAGACUAUUUCCAGGGAGUCUGGUAUAAGAAGCGAAAAGCUCUGAAGUUAUACAAAAAGAAGACGGCGUCGUACCCUAACGCCGUCCGCUCAGUACCGGAACAGCCCACCCUAUACUGCCACAACAUGUACAACACACGCAAACUCAUCGAACUGCCCUACCACCUCAUCAAAUGCCAGCGCUAUCAGGUGUUCCGUGACAUCAUAGCUUGCAAUUUCAACUUCCUAUAUGCCAAAUGUAAAACACUUGGUGUUGCUGAGGUAAUUGAGGAUCUCCGUCUGUGUUUGGUUGCCAUGGAUACAGAGGGUUUCCUGGAUGAGGAGAUUUACAAUGACAUCAAAUUUGUUCACAAAGUUUUACUGAUGGGUGUCAACAUCAUCCGGAAGGACACUAACAACCUUCCAAUACAGCUGAUGGCCAGACUUGGUAGAACAGUUAAGACAAAGUGGUUGCACAGUCUGGUAAAGGGGGCCCAGGAGUGGUGUGACACAACCUCUACCCCACUACUGGCACCCCGGUCCUUCUGUAUGCCCCCACCAGGGGGCGUUCUCCGGGUCACCAUCGACAUUGAGAUCUACCUGACGGAAAAUUCCAUGUCACGUGACUUGGGUCAUGUGAUGUACCUACAGGAGGAUGUCAAUCACUUGUUUGUCCUGACUCCGCCCACAUCAAGAUUUGACAACACCUUCAUCCAUAUGUUUGACCUAGCAGACAAUGGAAGCCGUGUGUUCAUGACCAAACUGACAAGGAAUUUCAUGGCUGUCAAUUUCUUGGCCGGGAACAAAUACAUACACGUAAAGGACACGAGAGGAUACGACCAGGUAUUCCAGUCCAAGUCAGCCACCCCUAUGGAACUUCAACAUGAGGCACACUGUAUCACAGCCUCCAGCUCCGGCAAAUACCUCGUCUAUUCCAACAUGUCGAAAGUAUAUGUUUGUCUCACGGAUACUCGUGGUGGUGUGAACAAAAUCAAGCAUGUGUUGGACACAGAUCAACGAGAAAAGGAUGUCAUUAACUCAGAUCAAGACAAGGACAAUGAAGGUAGUGAAAAUCAAUUUCUGUCUAAGAAAAAGACUUAUGAGGUGUUCAAUCUGAUUAUCUCCCCUGAUGAGAAGUUUCUAGCCGUGUUUAACAACAUAAAUGGUUACUACAAGGUGUGGAAUCUUGAAAAAGGCGAAUUUCUGUUUGAUGCAAAACAGCCAGAUACAGAAGAGAUGGACAAGUUUAGUUUUUCAUUCUCAGAAUAUGAUGACAUUGGAAAUGCAUCUAUAAUAACUAACGGUAAUAUCCUAAUCUACAGGAAAGAUGGCUACCGUUUUGAAGGCCAGCUGUGCAUGUUUGACCUUGAAACAGGAAAAUUCCUGCACACCUUGGACAGUGGAUCAUCCUACCGUCUCACGCUUUUGUCACUUCAUCCGACACACUGCUAUGUAUCUGCUGCCACCUCCACCACUUCCUGCAGUAGCGGUGAGCACGGCAAGGCAUGGAAAAUCUGGGACGUCAGCAGUGGUGACAUGGUUACCAAGGCUACAAUACCAGAGUUGUUUAAUGACUCUUGGGGCAUGCAUUGUCUGAAACUUUUUGGCUCGGAUAAGAUCUUUGCUGUGUCAUCACACCACGGGACUAAUGGAGCGAUACAUAUAUCGUACUGUGGUAGCGUGGAUGCCCCGAACUCAUCAGUGAUCCCCUUCUGCCGCCUAAAUAGCCACACCAUGGACGUGUUACAGGUGUUAGUGAGCUCAGACAUGAAGCAGCUGAUAUCUGCUUCCAAGGACAACUGUGUGAAAACCUGGGACCUCAACAAAGUCAUGGCCAAGUUUAACACGACAACAGAGGGUUGCUGUGACGACACGGAAAUAGCCUCUAAACUGAUACCAAUGUUUGAAGAGGAGCUUAAGCAGACUUUGACCACUAAUGCUAUAGGGGUCAGCAGUGAUGCUCGAGAGAUUUACCUGGCGCUGUCCAGUGGAGAAAUGGUAAUUAAAGACCUCAAGUCCAACCAGGUAAAGAGCCGGGUGACCAUGACAUCUGUACCCCUGUCCUUGUUGUUGGUUGGGUCAGCAGGUGACCUUGUGGUGGCCGCUUCGAAAAAGGGAAACAUUGAAGUAUGGGACAUACAAACAAAGGUCAUCCACAAGUCUGUCAAGUGUAAACAUGACGUGUCAUGUAUGGCCGAGGCCAGCGACAUCCUUGUGGCUGGUCAAGCAGGAAUGGAGGCCAAGGGUAGUAUCUGGAAUAUCAGAACAGGUGAUCUGCUGACAGAAUUGUCUCUACUCUACUCCUUCUACUCAGUGGCCAUCAACACCAGCGGCACCAAGUUUGUGUCCAGUAUGUUUGACUUCCCAGUAGUGGUCAGUAUGAAAGAGAACACAGAAUGUGGAAUGAUGGACAUGUCACAAGUGGACACAGAUAUGUCUGCAGCCAAAUGUACCGCGAUCAGUCCAGACGAAUCCCUUGCCUUGUGUGGCUCAAUCGAUGGAAGUAUCCGGGUCAUUGAGAUGACUGGUGCCUAUAAGUUCCGGCUGGGACAGAAGUCGACCGUCAUAACAGCGGUUUUCUCUCCGGACAGUCAAAGUAUUGUGUCCGGUGGCUACAAAUCUAUCUAUAUUUGGAACAUGCUGGAUGGCUCCCUAAAGUUCAAGGUCCGGAAGCACGACAAUUUUGUUCUCAACAUCAAGUUUUACCAGAGGGGUACCCACUUCCUAACAACUGGCCGAGAUAAGAGGAUUGUGAUUUGGGAUUUUCGGCGUGGCAUCUCGUUGACUACGUUCUAUACAGAAAGUCAGGUGGAUCUGGUAGAGUUUACACGACGGGGCUAUGUUGUUUUUGUUCCAGAGGGAGUCUCUAGUGCUGCUACACUCAAACCAAACCCCGUCCUCAAACAGAUGCUCAAGGGCAAGUACAACCUGAACAUAGGGGCUACCAUAACCAAUGCGCAGGGCAUGGCUCUGGGCUUCUCCAGUCAGAAGAUACAGGCAAACAAUGAAAGUGGUGCAUGCAAUAUUUUGUAAUUUGGGUGACAACAGAUGUGUGACUUGUCAAAACUUGAAGCCGUUGCCCGAGUGGGACUAGUUGUAUGGUGAAGCAUAUUAUGGUAGUUAUGACAACUAGGUUGGGAUAAGAUCAGAAACCAUGUUACCCGUUUCCCAAAUGGAUAUGUCAUAUCUUUAAAUCAUAACAACUAAAUAAUUACAGUAUUACAUAAGGUAACUAUGGCAACCGUGAUAGGAUACAGGCAGGGCUAGAAUUUUUAACUUUUUUUUGUUUUGUUGCAUUUGAUUCUUAUUUUACCCCCAAGAAAUUCUAGAUGUUGUUUUACUAAUUUAAAAAAGAGAAAUCAAUGACUACCUAGCUAAGAAAGUGAUAUAUAUGUCACUACAUAAUGCAAUUAAAACAAAAACUAAAAUAAAAAUAUGGAGUGCCAGAUUAUUGCCAUUAAAGGACUCAAUGUGUUUUACCUUAUUGUGCCUCUGUUUACAUGUAGCUCACUUGAGUGAAGAGUUAUCAAGUUUUUUCAACAUUACCUUGACCCGCUUUUAUUUCAGGUCAUGCGUCAGACUUGUUAAAAUCUUUCUAUUACUUCCCCUGAUGAACCAUGUUAUCUAGAGUUUAUAUUUCACCUGUGUCUAGUGCUAGAUGAGGAGCUCUAAAGUUUGGUGAAAUAUAUGACCUUGACCGACAUUGAAGGACACAAUAGCCAAAGGUGAUUAAAACUUGAAAACGUCUGUAUGACAUAGAUGCUCCACUCCAAUACAAAUGGCCAUUAUUUGACAAACUUCUAUAAAUAGUAUUGGUGACCUUGACUUUGACCUCGGAACCCUGUUUUAAACACUUAUUUGAGGUAUUACAUAUAUGGCACGCCUUUGUAUCUAGAAUGAUGCAACCAAGUUGAAUUGGUUGUCAAAUUUCUAUAUUUAGCAAUGGUGACCUAGGCUUCGACCUUAUGACCCUGAAAUACCAAUUCCCUGGAAGUAUUCUUAUUCACUGGAGAAACGACACUGCAUGGAUCAGGUUGGGAUGGAACAGGGCGGAUAUGGGUAACACUACAUGUAUAUCCCCCCUUAUAAUGGUAGGCAUACAAUCUCAAACUUCUUCUUAAGAACCACAGUGCCUACAGUCAUGAUAUAUUUUGUUGGUAGCUUACAGGAAUAAAGGACUGUUAAAAUGUUCAUGGUUCAAAUAGAUGAUAAAAACCCUGAAUGACCCCAUUGAUUCUUACAUGAUUUGUUGAGAUAAGCAUUUCUACUUUAAUUGUUUUGCUAACAUUAUUAAAUAACCGGCAAGAUACACAAGCCCAAAGUGCCUCAAAUUUUCCUCAUAUUCUCACCCUGACCAGAUCCGUCAUUCAGUUGACAGCUAGAUAGAUGACACAAUCCAUUAAUUGUUUAUGAUACCAUGUUCAGUAGCUAGAUAAAUAAUGACACAAUCUAUUAAUUGUUUAUGAUACCAUGUUCAGUAGCUAGAUAAAUAAUGACACAAUUCAUUAAUUGUUUAUGAUACCAUGUUCAGUAGCUAGAUAAAUAAUGACACAAGCCAUUAAUUGUUUAUGAUACAAUGUUCAGUAGCUAGAUAAAUAAUGACACAAGCCAUUAAUUGUUUAUGAUACAAUGUUCAGUAGCUACGAACAUAGCCUAUGCAGUUCACGAUUAUUGACCAUUUGUAAUUUUGUACAUUUUUCUCAAAUACUGAUCACUCCCACGUAUACUGCUUUCAGUCUACGGUAUUUAAUUAUCAGUAUACUGGUAUACCUGGUAUACAUUUAUGUACAGACCAGUCGCUAUAAUCCAGUCACCGCUAAUUUGGUUAUUUCACCAUCGAGUCUUUCUCUUUGGAAGAGAUUUAGCUUAUUGUCCCACAUGUUAUCCAGCUGUUUCACAUUUCAGCCAUUUCUACCUUUAAACGAAGGUGGCUGGAUUAAUGAAACUUGCCUUCAAUGGCACUCCACCAAAUCUUGUUACUGGUUGUUAACUGUCAAGGUACAUGUUUGAAAAUGAUGGAGUUCAUGUAUAUCUAACGAGGUCACAGACACUUCCUCCACUGGAUUGAUGGACAAGAUUCAGUCAUGUUUUCCAUUUAUAUACGGGUUCCAUAUUGUUUGACGUUGUGCAGGCCACAUUGCUAGCUGAAAUCCUGCAGGUUUAAUGAGAGUGUUACAAUAUCACAUCUGAUGAGCACAUUCAUUCUGUAGGUUUAAUGAGAGUGUUACAAUAUCACAUCUGAUGAGCACAUUCAUUCUGUAGGUUUAAUGAGAGUGUUACAAUAUCACAUCUGAUGAGCACAUUCAUUCUGUAGGUUUAAUGAGAGUGUUACAAUAUCACAUCUGAUGAGCACAUUCAUUCUGUAGGUUUAAUGAGAGUGUUACAAUAUCACAUCUGAUGAGCACAUUCAUUCUGUAGGUUUAAUGAGAGUGUUACAAUAUCACAUCUGAUGAGCACAUUCAUUCUGUAGGUUUAAUGAGAGUGUUACAAUAUCACAUCUGAUGAGCACAUUCAUUCUGUAGGUUUAAUGAGAGUGUUACAAUAUCACAUCUGAUGAGCACAUUCAUUCUGUAGGUUUAAUGAGAGUGUUACAAUAUCACAUCUGAUGAGCACAUUCAUUCUGUAGGUUUAAUGAGAGUGUUACAAUAUCACAUCUGAUGAGCACAUUCAUUCUGUAGGUUUAAUGAGAGUGUUACAAUAUCACAUCUGAUGAGCACAUUCAUUCUGUAGGUUUAAUGAGAGUGUUACAAUAUCACAUCUGAUGAGCACAUUCAUUCUGUAGGUUUAAUGAGAGUGUUACAAUAUCACAUCUGAUGAGCACAUUCAUUCUGUAGGUUUAAUGAGAGUGUUACAAUAUCACAUCUGAUGAGCACAUUCAUUCUGUACGUUUAAUGAGUGUGUUACAAUAUCACAUCUGAUUAGCACAAUCAUUCUGUAGGUUUAAUGAGAGUGUUACAAUAUCUCAUCUG
Messenger RNA from Mizuhopecten yessoensis (Yesso scallop), 7537 nucleotides. RefSeq names its product NACHT and WD repeat domain-containing protein 2-like. NCBI's taxonomy places the organism in Eukaryota, Metazoa, Mollusca, Bivalvia, Pectinida, Pectinidae. The record is from RefSeq and is a predicted model, not a curated record. The transcript has 12 exons. Gene Ontology annotation, molecular function: protein binding. Bases 39 to 4601 code for a protein of 1520 amino acids.